Messenger RNA from Nematostella vectensis (starlet sea anemone), 3876 nucleotides. Its product is annotated as cilia- and flagella-associated protein 61. The coding region runs from base 134 to 3691 and encodes 1185 amino acids. The transcript is spliced from 38 exons. The record is from RefSeq and is a predicted model, not a curated record. NCBI's taxonomy places the organism in Eukaryota, Metazoa, Cnidaria, Anthozoa, Actiniaria, Edwardsiidae.
CUGGGUAGAAGUAUCCCGGCAACCAAAAUGGCGGCGAAAGCAAAAUAAGAAAAAGUUAGUAGCAGAAAACCAGACAGCAAACAGAAAAAUAGGUGUAUAUACGUUAAGAAUUACAAAUUGAAUACCUUACAGGAUGGAACAAAGCAUCACGCCAGAGGUCAUACAGGCCAGAAGAACAGAGUCUCUAGAUGCACCUGAUAUCCUCAAACUGGUAACUGCAACUACAGACAAGCUUUUUGGCAGAGUGAACGUUGUCAACAUCAUUGAGAAGUCCAAUUUGGCUGUCACACUUGUAAACUCAGCAAACAAAGUUGUUGCCCAUGCUGCAUUCUUUGACUACCCAAAUAUCACAGGGGUUGACCAGGCCUCAUGGGAUACCUGGCUUAAGUCCAAGUAUGACUGUGAUAAAGCAACGCCACUCAACAGUCUGUUUAUGAACUACUUUGUGGCUAAGCCUGACUUUGCAUAUGGAUGUGCUGUAGAAAUAAUCAGGACUGUAUUCAAUGCAGUUCCAUUUCUCCACUAUAUAUUUCUUGCUGUGCCAAGGAGUGUUGAGACGGGUGCAGCCCUUACAGAGGUGUUCAAGCCAAUGAGCUACAAAGAAUCCUUCACAGGAAAAUUGAAUUGUGAAGUGCAAGUUUGUCAUCGACAUGAACAUUGUCCAAAACUACACAUUCGCCCAGCUAGAGUUGAGGACCAUGAUGACUUGAUGCCAAUAUUCAACAGACAAAAUGAUGUCUUAACAUCAAUGUAUGGAAAUUUUUUCUUGGCUGAGUUGAUAGAAGCACAAGAUUCAGAAAACAAGUGCUUAGUUGCUGAUGUCAAUGGGACUGCAGUUGGUUUCAUGAGCAUCUGUUCCCAGAUGGAAGCAAGAAUCCUAAACAGAUGUUUUGACUUGGAGCCAUUCAACAGAUUGCAGAAGACAGCAGAUAUUGGGGAAGAACCAGAUGAUCCUAUCAAUGGGGUCACAAUGGAGAAAGCAGAGGAAAAGCAAGAGCAAAAGAAAGGAAAAGAGAGCCCAGAAAUUAUACACAAGCUGAGUGAAGAGCAUUUGGUUCAAAGUUCUGAUUCAGAAGAUGACAGAGAGUCUGCCAAAACACCUACACCUCCUCAUGGCCCAUGCAGUGCAUUCUGUAUACAACUUUUCUGCAUUGACGAGAAAUAUGAAAUGAGAUCAAUUGACUUUCUUCCAGCUGCCUUUGCUCAGUUCCCAGAUAGAGAUUACUGCGUGCUGACGAUGCCACACCUUGUUUCGGAGUUCCCAUUGCUCCAAGCCUUUAUAAGAGUGACGCCAAAGCGCCAUAGCACUUUGUCACAAGAGCUGUAUGUCUAUCACCGUUGGGGUCUUAUUGAGUCUUUUAAUGUUCGACCAUGUAUCUCGUCUGACUCAGAUGCUAUCAGAAAAGUUAUCAAGAAGCUAAAAGCAUCAGACAAGAUUUUAAUGGACGUUGAGCAGUACAAUCGUGCUCGAAGAGAUCCAGAUGGUACCGAGCUGCAAGUGUUCGUUGCUGAGUGCAUUGGCCAGGUCGUGGGAGCAGCGGUGCUCAGGAGAGAGGAGGAUAUCGAGUACAUACGCUCGCACUACAGUAUCGAGGACUUUGUCUACUUUAACCAUCACCAGCGCGAGGAGCAUGCACACCUGCAUCACUUGAUUCUCAACCCUGUUUUCCAGCAAUACUCCAAGCACUUUCUAAAGGAGGUGCUUCGACUUGCCCACAAGUCUUGUUUGUAUUAUCCAGUCUUCCCUGUGUACGCCAGUGGUAGUGUCACCAAGAACCAUUCUGUUGUGACAUCACUCAAUGACCUUGUGCCAAUCGCUGCACGACGCCAAAUCAUUUACCCAGUUAAGGAGUUGGGAGGUAAUGCGCCAUCUGAGAGAAUACUACAAGAAAAGGAGGCCUUUGCGCUGAACCACUUGAACAGAAAGCUUACCCUGGAGCCUAAGGUGGUCAUCAACGCACGCAUUGUUGUGGUGGGAGCAUCAGAUGUGGGCAUCUCAUUCCUCGAGACCUUUGUCUUUUGCCCCCAUCUGAGGUUCAAUAACCUGACGCUAGUAUCACCCCAGGGCUUGCCGGGUCAGACCGCUCCAGAUAAGCUCGUCAACUCAUGUCUGCCUUCAAGCAUGUGCUAUGAUGAUGAUAUUUACGCAAAUAUGUCGCUGAGAACAUGGAUCAACGUCGUCAAAGGCUCUAUGACAGCUAUAGAUAGAACCAACAAAAUCUUGAAGGUUUCCGGUGGGUUUGGAGUACCAUAUGACUACCUGGUCAUCUGCACGGGCCAGCAAUUCCAGGUACCUGCACCCACUGGGGCAGACAUCAGUACCCUGGUCACCACGAGUGAAGUGCCUCGCCCCCGUACUGCCGUCUACCGGGGCAUGCUACCUGAUAACGUGUUCACUGUCAACUCACACGGGGACUGUGCCAAGGUGGUAAAGUGGGUCAACAAUUACUUCCUGAAUUCCCAAGGUAAAGCUCUCGUAUACGGCUGCACGCUGGAAGCCUUCACGUUUGUGCAGGGUCUGCUCUCUGCUGGCAUACCUGCCGACCGGUUGGUGAUGGUCCAGCCACCUCCUCCCGUCCCCUCCUGCUUCAACAACAUUGACAUCGAGGAGGCGACCGACCAAGCCUUGCAAGCCUCAGGUGUCGAGGUCCAUGUUGGUUAUGUGCUGGCCGAAUGGAAUGAUGGCAAGUAUGAUAGCAAUCUAUCAUGUGCAACCUUCACCUCCGAGAACAAGCCGCUAAGGGUUGACUGCCAGGCAUUCUUCUGCUUCCAAGAAAAGCGUGUGGAUUUCCAAGCAUUUAAAGCCAUUAACGACAGUUGUCUGGUGUUCGAUGGGAGGCUGGUCGUCGAUGCAAAUUUUCGGACCAAUGAUCCAUUCAUACGAGCUGCCGGGCCUCUCACUAAAUACCAGAGACGAUACCACGCCGAGUCAUGGAGUCAUGCGAAUUUUAAUUCUAGAGAGGUGGGAGAUGAGCUGGCGCGCUCUAUGCUUGCACUCUUUGACCCCACUCUGGAGGGGUUCAUGCCGGGGCCUGUAUCAGAGGAAGAGGACAAGCUAGUUCCCUUGUACAAGAAGCCAAAGAUGGUCAGCGCUGUGUUGCCGGGCGGGUACCACUAUCUUCAUGUGGGCAAACCAGGGCUGAACAUACCUCUUGACUCCCUUAUGGUUCAGCCGGAAUAUGGGCGCGAACUACUCACCGGAAAUGCAAAGGAAGCCGAGAGUGGCCCGGGAUACUUCCGGUUGCAUGUCAAUCAGUACCGCAGCGUGGAGACCAUCACAUGUUAUAGCAAAAAGUCAUUGGACACGACUAAUCUGAAGUGCUUGUAUGGGAUACACGAAAGGUACUUGAACAACUUGCUGCAGAGAUUCGACGAAGGACUAAUCCAAGACUUCUACAGCUUUUUCCAAGAGUCUUGGUGCCUCGCCGUCUUCCACGACAGAUUCAACGAUUUCAGGGAAGAGAUCCGUGAAUUACUUGUCAAUAAACCGUCCGACGACGUUCUCUCACUCGAGGAGAAGGUGCGCAAGAUGAUCGACGAGGAUCUGGUGUUGUCCAAGGAUCAGCGACGCAACCUGUCAGACAACUACGUCUCCUCUCCGGCCAAGAAAGCUAUCGAGCAGCGAUUACUGAGCUUCCUCAGCUACAAUGGUUACCACUUACCUAUGUAUGCCAAACCGGGAAUGGUGUAGUAACCCGUAUUCUCAGCUUGGUCUUGCCUGACCUGGAACAUUAAUCAGUGAAGUGUUGAAUUGUAGCUACGAGGACGAUUAUAAGAUAUCCGUUAAUAAAAGUAUUAUGUACAUUCAAUUUUUAACAGGUCGUAUAGGUAUUUGAAUGUAAAAUACAAGCGUGAUGAAUAAAACUCCAAAUUUUA